Molecule: messenger RNA, 1670 nt
Organism: Epinephelus moara (kelp grouper)
Lineage: Eukaryota; Metazoa; Chordata; Actinopteri; Perciformes; Serranidae
Gene: nipsnap3a
Product: nipsnap homolog 3A (C. elegans)
Exons: 7
Coding region: 129-911 (260 amino acids)
Cellular component (GO): mitochondrion
Source: RefSeq, a predicted model, not a curated record
AUCAGUCUGUGAAACUGAGCAGCAUCAGAGGACACCUGUCUUUACCUGAAGGACACCUGUCUCUCCUGCGUGUCCCUGGACUCUGUCUCACCUGGUUAUAUCCACUUGGCCUGUGACGUCAUGUCUCCAUGACAGUUUUCACCAUGUUGAAAUUAAGGAGCUCGUCUCUGAGAUCAGCUGCGGCACUGCUCUCACCUGCAGCUGCCGCACCUGCUGCUGCUGCUCAGCCUCGUGUGCACCUCGCCACCGGCCCCCAACAGGCACACCCGACCUUCUAUGAGUUCCGUACCUACAACAUCCGUCCUGACCAGAACGCCGCCUUCCUCAAACUGACCACUGAGAAGAUCCACCUGCGCACCGCCCACUCCGAGCUGAUUGGCUACUGGAGCGUCGAGUACGGUGGCCUGAACAAAGUCUUCCAUAUAUGGAAAUAUGACAGUUACUCUCAGCGGACAGGUGUUCGGGCAGCCCUGGCUCAGGACCCCUCCUGGAUCUCGGAGUACAUCUCCAAGGCGAUGCCGAUGUUGACGUCUCAGGACAACGAGGUCACGUACCUGGUUCCCUGGAGCCGCCUGCAGAGCCCGCCACAGGAGGGAGGUGUGUACGAGCUGGUGUCCUAUCAGAUGCGUCCCGGAGGUCCGGCGGUUUGGGGCCAUGCCUUCCAGGCUGCCAUCACCGCCCAUGAUGCACCGGGGUAUGGCAACCUGGUGGGAGCUUUCCACAACGAGUUUGGCCGCAUGAACAGAGUUCACGUCCUCUGGUGGUUCGAGAGCGCCGACCAGCGAGCUGAAGCUCGACACAAAGCUCACACUGACGCCAGAGUGGUCGCUGCAGUCAGAAACAGUGUCGCUCACCUGGACUCUCAGGAGAACAAACUCAUGUUUCCCUGCUCCUUCUCUCCGAUGAAGUAACUUCCUGUCCUGUGUCUCCACGGCAACAGAGACAAACGCUGUUACAUGCUGUACAACUGCUCUGAUACCAGAGAGUCCAUCAGCACAGCGCAUGUGGUGCAUGGACACAUUAAAAACUCCAAACUAACACUGUCGGUCACACGUCCUUCAGAUCCUCUCAUCGUCACAGCAGUCAGAUAAAUGUGUGUGUUUGUCUGUGUGCGUGUGUGUGUGUGUAUGUGUGUCUGUUACUUGAGUACAUUAACAAGGUCGACCUCUUAUUGUACAGACAGGAAGGAGUCUCUCAGAAUAAAAACACACUCAGUGUGAAGGUCAUGAUGUCACUCAGGUCGACAACAUGUUGCAACAAAUUACAGAUUCUCAUCCGACACAGAAUCAAACGUGCCUUUAUCAUCAUGUGAAGUAUCUCACAGACAACACGCCACUGAGUUCACCUGUUAUUUUGCCUCUGAGACUAUCACAUGGUUAAUAAACUUUUUUAAUGAAAAGUAUUUUUUAACUGCCCCGAGUGACGUCAUCAUGGCUGACAUCUCAUUUAGAGAUAAUUAACAUUAAAUUAACAUUAAUAAUUCAGUAGAUGUACUUAUUUGGUCAUUAACAAACCCAUCAAUCAGUGUGAGUGUGUGAGCGACAGCAGCGUCCAAUCCUGUGAGUCAGUGGGCGGGGCUUCUUGAUGGUUUAAACAUAACUGACAGAACGUUAAAUCUGAGCUGUGAACUUAUGAAUGAAAAAAUAAUAAACUGAGACGUGAAUAUUUGU